Linnemannia hyalina is the source of this 873-nucleotide messenger RNA. The record is from the annotation of a GenBank genome assembly. Lineage: Eukaryota; Fungi; Mortierellomycota; Mortierellomycetes; Mortierellales; Mortierellaceae.
AUGGCAGAGAACCACAACAAGUUUGCCGAAGCCAUGAUGGAGUCUGGUGUCCAACUCGCCACCGUCGAUAUGUGCGAUGUAUCUUCCUCCUCCAACAUCAACGCUGCCAGAUGGGGAUCCAUUCGUCAUAAACUUCGAAAGGCAGCGGCAGAGUUUAUAGGUACCGCUAUCCUGCUGACGUUUGGGUUCGGAGCCACUACCCAGCUGGUGCUGACGGACAGCAGUUCCUGGGGGACCAUGGUUGCUGUCUGGGGCACAGCUUUGACCGUGGCCAUCUAUGCCGUCGGUGGCGUCUCGGGGGCGCACCUGAACCCUGCAGUGUCACUGACAAUGUGCGUCUUCCGCGGCUUCAGCUACACCGACUUGCCAUUCUACUGGGUUGCACAAACAUGCGGUGCCUUCAUGGCAGCUCUCAUUGUCUACUUCUUCAACGAACCCGCCAUCUAUGCCGCUCGCCUCGAAGACCCCUCUCACGCCAUUGGGAUCUUCGUCACAAGUCGUGCAGCCGGCGUCACCGUCCCCGUCGCCUUCUUUGUAGAGUUCCUCGCUACCGCCAUCCUCCUCUUCUCCGUCCUGGCCACUUCUGAGGGUCGAGGAAUCACGCCCACAGACCCAAGGUUCCAACCCGUGGCUUUGGGUAUAACAUUGACGGCGAUUGGUUUGGGAUUGGGCCAGCAGACUGGGUUUGCGUUGAAUCCUGCUAGGGAUUUAGGACCAAGAAUAUUUGUUGCGAUUGCUGGGUGGGGGACGGAAGCGUUCUCGAGGCAGGGGUAUUAUUUCUGGUUGCCGAUUGUGGCGCCCUUCUGUGGCGCCUUUGCUGGUGCUUUCGCUCAUGAUCUCCUCGCGAACCCCCAAGACAAGUCCUCCCUUUGA